CGUCCCUUUAUUUCCUUUUGAAGCAGCAAGCCAGACGCAUCGUUAUAAAUACUCCAUUGCAUUCUUCUUGUACUCAUCCCAAUACAAACCAAUCACAGGUCCACACACAUAUUUACAUACAUAGCACCAUGGUCCACCCAAACUCCCGAACCGUCGGCGACACCGAGCACAGCUGGUGCCGCGCCGUCCGCGGCGGCACCGGGAUCGCCGUCCUCGCCCUCCGAACCUCCAAGGCCCCCGACAUCUCCCACCUCCAAGCUUCCCUCCGAAGCCUCCAAACCUCCCACCCAAUCCUUAGGUCCCGACUCCUACACAACAACAACAACACAUUCUCCUUCCUCACCUCCCCAACCUCCUCCUUCACACUAACCUCCCUCGCCCUCCCCGCUAAUGUCUCCGACCCCCUUACUCAGAUCCUCGAACUCGAACUCAACCGCAACACGUGGCACGACUCCAACGACGACCACGUCUUCUUCGCCACCGUCUACACUCUCCCCAACGCCAACACUUGGGUGGUAGCACUGAGACUCCAUGUCUCCGCAUGUGACCGUACCACCGCGCUGUUACUUCUCAGGGAGUUACUUACUCUGAUGGAAGGAGAUCACGGCGCUGGCCAGGACAACAGUAAUCAUAAAGACGAACCUAGUCUGGCCAUUGAAGAUCUCGUGCCACGUGGCAAGGGCAAGAAGCCUGUCUGGACACGUGGCCUUGACAUGCUGGCGUACUCGCUCAACUCUCUCAGGCUGUCCAAUUUGAAGUUUGUUGACGCCAAAAACCCUAGGUUUUCGCAGGUGGUUAGGUUGCAACUCAACCAAAACGAGACCAAGGGAGUUCUAGCGGGUUGCAAGUUGAGUGGGAUAAAACUGUGUGGAGCACUGGUUGCUGCGGGGUUAAUGGCUACCCAUGGCUCAAAAAUGAGGUCCAAGAAGUAUGGAGUCGUAACCCUCACCGAUUGCCGAUCCAGUCUUCAAUCGCCCCUCACUGACAAUUUUGGAUUUUACCACUCCGCCAUUCUGAAUUCGCACGAGAUGAAGGGAGGGGAAACCCUAUGGGAGCUAGCCAAGAGGACUUACCAAACGCUCGCCCAGUCCAAAAACUGCAACAAGCAUUUUUCAGACAUGGCAGAUUUGAACUUUCUCAUGUGCAGGGCAAUAGAGAACCCUAGCUUGACGCCCGCCGCGUCGCUCAGGACCUCCUUGAUGUCGGUCUUUGAGGAGACCGUGGUGGACAACGGCGGCGCCAAGCAGCGCGAGAUCGGGGUUGAGGACUACAUGGGGUGCGCCUCCGUGCACGGUGUGGGACCCUCCAUCGCUAUUUUUGACACCAUUAGGGAUGGGAGUUUGGAUUGUGUGUGCGUCUACCCGGCGCCGUUGCACUCGCGGGAGCUGAUGCAGGAGCUUGUUGGGAAGAUGAAGGCUAUCCUCGUUGAAGCUGCAAACGGAUACACGGAAUAAUUCUCCUCGAUUUCUCUAUGGACAUUUAUAGUUAAAAACUUGUCAUUUUUAUAUUUGUUACAUUAAAUUCUUAAUUUAGUUUAUUUAUAUAAGAGCUUAUUUUAUUAGGUACGGAUCAUAUAUUAUGCAUUUGGCACCUGUUAUUUAUUAUACAUUGAUACUUCACUC
Molecule: messenger RNA, 1622 nt
Organism: Vigna angularis (adzuki bean)
Lineage: Eukaryota; Viridiplantae; Streptophyta; Magnoliopsida; Fabales; Fabaceae
Exons: 3
Coding region: 129-1454 (441 amino acids)
Source: RefSeq, a predicted model, not a curated record